This is a messenger RNA of Aspergillus viridinutans, 1260 nucleotides long. RefSeq names its product putative hybrid PKS-NRPS biosynthetic cluster. Gene Ontology annotation, biological process: amino acid activation for nonribosomal peptide biosynthetic process; secondary metabolite biosynthetic process. NCBI's taxonomy places the organism in Eukaryota, Fungi, Ascomycota, Eurotiomycetes, Eurotiales, Aspergillaceae. The transcript is spliced from 3 exons. Gene Ontology annotation, cellular component: cytoplasm. The record is from RefSeq and is a predicted model, not a curated record. Gene Ontology annotation, molecular function: phosphopantetheine binding. Bases 1 to 1260 code for a protein of 419 amino acids.
AUGUAUGCGUCGAGCAUUGGAGCUGAAGACUCUUUCUUCCGGUUCGGCGGUGACUCAAUCAUGGCCAUGAAGCGGCACCUUUGGCAAGAGAGCAUGGACUACGUAUUACGGGAUCUCGCUGCGGUGGGAAUCCAGCAUCCAGAUACUGUGGCUGGCGGCCCUGACCACCUUGUUCCCCCCUUCGCCUUGUCCCCAAUUCAAGAUCCUGCCCGGUACUUUGAGUGUGUUCGAGCACUGGGUCUGGUAUCAUCCCAGGCAGAGCUGAUGGACCUUUUCCCAUGCACGGUGGUGCAGUCGUUCUUCUUGGUCCGUCAAACGACACACCACUACUCGUUCUCCCUCACGGGGACGGUCGAUGUUGAUCGUCCCCGGGAGGCCUGCCGGGCUGCCCUCAGGAAGCACACGAUCCUGCGGACGCUCUUCACGAUGCACGACGGUCAGCUCACUCAGGUUGUCCUUCGUGUUAUGGAGUUCCCUUUCCACCAUGUCGCUGACCUUCCCAACGUCGCUGAGUUCCAGCAGUCGUUGUGGCAGGCGGAUGCCACCGGAAACAAGGUGUUACCUAGCCUACCAAUGCAGUUUGUCCUGCUGUCCAGUCAUGAUAAGCGAUAUCCCCACCAGCGCGGUGACGACCCUUUGGGAGAACCAGGAUGUCUCGCCGCCCCCGGAGCCGCCUGCAGGAAUCACAAUGGCGACAUUGAUCAAAGCGGCGUGGGCUCACGUCCUCUGGCAGAAGACCGGUCACCUCGAUGUCACUUUCACCCAAACAGUGAACGGCGCAGUCUGCCCCUGGCCCAGGCCGACAAGGUUCUGGGGCCCUGCAUCAAUUUUAUUCCAGUGCGGGUGACAAUUGAGCCAUCCUCCUUGACCGUCCGCGACUUGCUCCAGCGCAUCCAGGAGCAGCACACCCGCAGUAUGCGCCACGAUUUUGUCGAGUUUGGCGAUAUCGUCCGCAAUGCCACCUCCUGGCCUGCGACGACGGAAAUGCAAUCGAUUGUUCAGCAUCAAAACUUUGAUAGUGACUAUAAGCUACCUUUGCGUGGCAUGGAGUCGACCUUCUCGCUCACGCACAAUUUCACAGCGCUGUCAGAGCUUUUCAUGUUUACCUAUCCAUUGAAGGAACGACUGCUUAUGCAGGUCUACGUCUCCACUGCGGUCAUGCCCCAGCCGCAAGCUGCUGGCUUACUGGCGACAUUGUGCACCACCAUUGAGAGGUUUGCCCGAUUUCCAGAUCGAUACCUUGGGGAUGUGCUUUCUUAG